AUGUCUGUGAUACAAGCUGAAGAGAUGAAGGAAGAGAUCCCGCGCACUUUGAAUCUAUUUGACCUUUGCUGCAUUGGUAUCGGCGCUACCAUCGGUAGUGGCAUCUUUUCUACGGCUGGAUCAAUGAUUUCUGAGACUGCUGGCCCUGGUGCUGUCAUCAGUUGGCUUAUUGGUGGCGCCAUUUGCUGUCUUAAUGCUUUAGCAUACAUGGAGCUAUCAACGCGCGUACCAUCUUCUGGAAGUACAUAUGCAUACGCUUACCACACAAUUGGAGAACUUCCAGCUGUUGUUGCCGCGUGGUUGCUUACGCUCGAGUACGCUGUAUCUGGUGCUGGUGUAGCACGUAGUUGGGGAGACAAGGUGGAAGAGUGGUUACUGCUCGAAUACCCUGAUCGCAACUUUCACUGGUUAAACUUACAGUCUGCUAAUCUCAGUGGUGGACUUAUCCAGUUUCUAAGCAUGGUGGUGUUAUUAUUGGGCGUUCGCUUUGGCAAAGUAUUUGUCAAUACUUUUACGAUAAUUAAAGUGAUUGUCGUAGCUUUUAUCAUCGUCGCAGGCUUUGCUGCCAUGAAUCCGGAUUAUUUGACCCCUUUGAUCCCUUCACGGACGUCAGUAGAUGGUACGAUGGCGUUUGGAACACAGGGGAUUAUCACAGGGGCUUCACAGGCAUUCUUUGGAUACGUUGGCUUUGAUGAGAUCUGCUGUCUUGCAGGUGAGACCAAGAACCCAAAGAAGACGAUGCCGAUCGCGGUUAUGGUUGUUGUGGUAGGCACAAUGAUUCUAAGCUGUCUCUGCUCUCUCGUCCUCGCUGGUAUGGUGCCUUACUUUGAUGCUAGCAGUUUUGGUGAUGGUUUUGAAGGCCACGGUUGGAAGUGGGCAGGAACGUUUGUGCGUGCUGGUGAAGUCGUUACAAUGCCAGUUGUUGCACUCAUUGGCUUUCUAGCGCAACCUCGUUUGAAUUAUGCGCUUGCUUGCGAUGGCUUAUUACCACGCAUUUUUGCUGAGGUGGAUUGUAAGGGCAAUUUGUUUAAGAACACGCUCAUCUCGGGGUUGUUUUUUACAAUCAUUGCUAUUGUAGUACCCUUUGAUACUUUGUGGGACAUUGUAAACUUUGGUGUUAUGAUGUCAUUCAUCAUUGCUAAUGUAUCCCUUAUGCUAGCACGAAUGAAGCCACAAUCACCCAAGUUAUCACCAAUAUUGCUUGCUGCUCUCGUUCUGACGUCUGAAUGCACAGCUUUCUUAUACCAAGAGGGGUACGAGAAUAAUUUGUCAACCGUGUGUCUAUUUCUCUCGCUUGUGUUUCUCGUCGUCACCGUUUGUAUCUCAGUCGCACUUUUCGUUAUGUGUCCACAAACAGCCAAUGCGUCUGGUUUAUUUACUGCUCCACUAGUGCCAUUCAUUCCGAUGAUAUGCAUUGUAGCUGAUUGGUACAUGAUUGCGCAAAUUCGUCACGUAGCUCUGGCUUUGAGCUUUACUUGGAUGGCUGUUGGAGCUCUCUCAUACUUCAUGUACGGUUAUUUUCAUGCCGAAUCGCGCAAUAAUUGGAGUCGACUGAUGGCUGAGAGCCUUCCUCUUCACAAGGACAGCCUCUCAGCGUCAAUACUUUCGGCCAAGUAUUCAGUGCAGGACUUGAAGUCCCCCACUGUAUAA
Molecule: messenger RNA, 1650 nt
Organism: Plasmopara halstedii
Lineage: Eukaryota; Oomycota; Peronosporomycetes; Peronosporales; Peronosporaceae
Product: amino acid-polyamine-organocation family
Exons: 1
Coding region: 1-1650 (549 amino acids)
Biological process (GO): amino acid transport; transmembrane transport
Cellular component (GO): membrane
Molecular function (GO): amino acid transmembrane transporter activity
Source: RefSeq, a predicted model, not a curated record